UAUUACAAAGGAGUCAUGGAAAGUCAGAUUACUCACCGAGCAGAAAAACAUGGAAACGCUCAAAAGGAAGAUGUCAAAGAAACGCAUUUGCCCAAAAUCUCCAUGAAGCAGAAGCCCUCGAAGGAGCUGAGGCCCAUGCUGGGGGCCAUCACGCUGGGCCUUGUCCUGUUCAUUGCCGCGGUGGUGGCCUGGUGCUACUACACGGUGUCCCUGCGCAAGGCGGAGCGGCUGAAGACGGAGCUGAUGGACCUGCGGGCGGACGGCUUCGUCAUCAGGAACCAGCACGGGGAGGUGGUGUUCCGCCUGGCCUUCCGCUCGGGGAGCCUGGACCUGGAGUCGUGCUCCAAGGAGGGCGAGAUCCUGAGCUGCACGCGCUCGCACCGCGGGCCGCUCAACUUCUUCAUCCAGACGGUGAAGCCCAAGGACACGGUGAUGUGCUACCGCGUGCGCUGGGAGGAGCUGGCGGCCGGCCCGGCGGUGGAGCACACCAUGUUCUGGGAGGACGCCCACUGGUACGGGGGCUCGGAGAUGAGCACCCAGCACUGGCCCAUCCGCCUGGCCGGCUACCAGGAGCCCGUGCCCUACGUGACCAGCGACGUCUACUCCUUCCGCGACAGCUUUGGCGGCAUCCUGGAGCGCUACUGGCUGUCCUCCAAGGCGGCGGCCAUCAAGAUCAACGACUCGGUGCCCUUCCACCUGGGCUUCAACGCCACCGAGCGCACCCUCUUCUUCCAGGCCCGCUACAAGGACUCGCCCUACAAGCCCCCGCCAGGCCAGCAGCCCUUCCCCGAGCUCAGCUACCGCGUGUGCGUGGGCUCCGACGUCACCUCCAUCCACAAGUACAUGGUGCGCAGGUACUUCAACAAGCCCUCCAAGAUCCCCGCUGAGAACGCCUUCCGCUACCCCAUCUGGUCCACCUGGGCACUCUACAAAAAAGAUAUCAACCAGGAUAAAGUCUUGGAUUUUGCAAGAAACAUAAAGAAGUACCGUUUUAAUUGCAGCCACAUUGAGAUCGAUGACAUGUACACACAGGCCUAUGGGGAUUUUGACUUUGACCCCGUCAAGUUCCCCAAUGUAACAGAGAUGUUUGCAAAACUGAGAGAGGAUGGCUUUAAAUUUACCCUGUGGAUUCACCCUUUCAUACACACAGAUUCCUCCAACUUUGGUGUGGGGAUUGAGCGUCAGCUGUUCAUCAAGGAGCCGUCGGGGCGGCUGCCGGCCAUGGUGGAGUGGUGGAACGGCAUCGGGGCCAUCCUGGACUUCACCAACCCGGCAGCCCGGGACUGGUUCCAGAGCCACCUGCGCCAGCUCCGCCACAAGUACGGCAUCUCCUCCUUCAAGUUUGAUGCAGGUGAGACCAGCUACCUGCCCAAGCAGUUCAGCACCUUCCGGCCACUCUCAGACCCCAGCAUCUGGUCACGGCGCUACACGGAGAUGGCCAUCCCCUUCUACGAGCUGGCGGAGGUGCGGGUGGGCUACCAGUCGCAGAACAUCUCCUGCUUCUUCCGCAUCAUUGACCGCGACUCCGUGUGGGGCUACGAGCUUGGCCUCAAGUCCCUCAUCCCCACGGUGCUCACCAUCAGCAUGUUGGGGUACCCUUUUGUGCUGCCAGAUAUGAUUGGAGGAAACUUCCUACCGAAUAAGACAGAUGGUGCAGUUGAGAUCCCGGACCGUGAGCUGUACGUGCGGUGGCUGGAGCUGUCGGCCUUCAUGCCCUCCAUGCAGUUCUCCAUCCCGCCCUGGCUCUACGACAAGCAGGUGGUGGAGAUCGCACAGAAAUUCACCGAGCUCCACGAGUCGCUGGUGGCCCCAUUGCUGCUGGAGCUGGCCGGGGAGGUCACCGACACGGGCGACCCCAUCAUCCGGCCCAUCUGGUGGAUCUCGCCCCGCGACGAGGCCACCCACAGGAUCGACUCGCAGUUCCUCAUCGGGGACACCCUGAUGGUGGCACCCGUCCUGGAGAUGGGCAAGCAGGAGCGUGACGUCUACCUGCCGGCGGGCAAGUGGCGCAGCUACAAGGGGGAGUUGUUUGAGAAGACGCCUGUGCUGCUCACCGACUAUCCCGUUGACUUGGACGAAGUUGCCUAUUUCCAUCGGAUUUCAUAACAUCUCCUCCAUCAGCUUUGCCAUGGUCUCAGGAAUUAAUGAACCCAUGACUUUAUUGACCUGGGAAUUUUUAUAGCUUUUGAAGUAGAAAUACAUUAGCAUGAACUCAAAGAAAAUACUGUGACCUUUAUUUAGUGUGUCAAUUGCUGUAGAAUAACUUAUUAAAAUGUAUUGGAUGAA
Messenger RNA from Anas platyrhynchos (mallard), 2286 nucleotides. RefSeq names its product myogenesis-regulating glycosidase. The record is from RefSeq and is a predicted model, not a curated record. Gene Ontology annotation, molecular function: hydrolase activity, hydrolyzing O-glycosyl compounds. Gene Ontology annotation, biological process: skeletal muscle fiber development; carbohydrate metabolic process. NCBI's taxonomy places the organism in Eukaryota, Metazoa, Chordata, Aves, Anseriformes, Anatidae.